UCGCGCGAACGCCGGUAACGGAAAUUCUCGACAAACGCAGCGCAACGUCGUUCUCGCGUCGCCGUCGACGUCGGCGUUGUGUCGUCGCCGCAGCAGAAAAUAAAAAUAAAGGAGAAAAACAAAAUUAAGAAAAAAAAAGGAAACAACUGCAUGCGAAAUAAAUCGAAAUAAAAACAUAAUCGCUUUUAUUAAAAUCCGCAACAAAACAAACGAAGCCGAAACGAAGAAAAACACAUCGAAGGAACAACUAAAAGACCCACACACAAUUCACACCUAAAAGACUGCAAUCUGCCUUAACCAGAGGAAAACCAGAAAAAGCCGGAGAAAGGAAACUAUAGAGGAAGUCAUACAGGGUGGGAAAUCGGGUGGAGAAAGCGGGAGAGCAAAAACGCAGGGAGUGAAAAAGAAAGCGGGCAGAUUGACUACAGCACGAACCCGAUCCGGUUCUGAAUCGGUUAAAAACACUGAAACGGUAACAUAAUCAAAAUAUCAAACAUCCAAACAUCACCAUGACUUCGUUCGUCGAGCUGCUGGGACUUUUCCUGCUGCUGAUGCUGCCAUUCCUCUACGAGACCAAUCACAUAUUCCGAUACUACUUCAAAUUCCUGAUGUACUACGGCAUCGUGUCCUUCAACUCGAUCGUCCUCAUCCCGGCCUUCCUCACCCGUCCCUGCGAUGUCCGCAAUCUGCUAUGGGCGAGCACCUGGUGCCAUCGCGUUUCCACGCUGAUCGGCCUGCGCUGGGAGCUGCGCGGCAAGGAGCAUUUGGCCAAGGAUCAGGCCUGCAUCAUUGUGGCCAAUCACCAGAGCUCGCUGGAUGUGCUGGGCAUGUUCAACAUCUGGCAUGUGAUGAACAAGUGCACGGUGGUGGCCAAGCGGGAGCUCUUCUACGCCUGGCCUUUUGGCUUGGCGGCCUGGUUGGCUGGCCUAAUCUUCAUCGAUCGGGUGCGCGGCGAGAAGGCGCGCGAAACGCUGAACGAUGUGAAUCGUCGCAUCAAGAAGCAGCGCAUCAAACUGUGGGUUUUCCCCGAGGGCACGCGUCGCAACACCGGCGAACUGCAUCCGUUCAAGAAGGGCGCCUUUCACAUGGCCAUCGAUCAGCAGAUACCCAUCUUGCCGGUGGUCUUCUCCUCCUACGGCACAUUCCUCAAUGACAAGAAGAAGAUAUUGAAUGCGGGUCGCAUUGUGAUUACCACGCUGCCGCCGGUUAGCACCGAGGGUCUAACCAAGGACGACAUCGAUGUGCUAAUGGAGCGCGUUCGCGCCCAAAUGAUUGAAACCUUCAAGCUGACGUCCGCGGAGGCGUUGCAGCGGUACAAGCCAUUGAAAAAGGGUGGCAUUCCACUCGCCCCAUCAGCAUUAGCAGCAGCAUCAUCUGCAUCAGCCUCCAACGCCACAAAAACUGUGGCUUCUUCGGGAACGUCGGCCACUCCCGUUGCGGAUGCGGCGGUGGCUGCCGCAGCUGCCGUGGCCAGCAAUAGUUCGGCAUACGGUCAGCCGCCGGGCUAUGGAGCCGGUGCCGCCAAGGCCAGCUUGCUCAAGACGCUUUAGACGCGAUGUAGCAUUUUAAUCCUUACACACAGACCCACACCCACACACUCAUAUCCAAAAAUACCAAACACCUCAUGGCGUAGCUGGAGUGUCGCGUUGGGGACUUGCAGAUUAGCUUUAUUUCGGGCCUAUUUGGGAGUUUUAUAAUCUACAGUCGUGCAAUUUUCGUACACGUGCAGUAUUUGUUUAUCAUAUAAUGGGUUCAAGUCCCAACUGUGUUUUCCUAUUAUUUUACUCUAUUUCAUUUUGUAAUUUAUUUCUCCACACGUAUGGUUCAAAGUAUUCUUUAAGUUAUCUCUUAUAUCCCGUAUAAGAAUUUCAAUUUGUUUACAAUUAGACUGCAUUGAUUGAAAAGUUAAAGCUGCUGCUUACUUGUAAAUACCAAAUCCAUGCCACUUUAAACAACGAAAUAACACUUUUAAUUCGCAUAGCCAUAUGGAUUCUGAUAGUGCGCUAGUCUUGUCUGAAAAGGUCAAAUCCCAAAUAGGAAUAAAGUAUACACACUUUUUCAAAUCAUUUUGUAGAUUUCCGCACCUGCAUAAUAGUUUAGUCCCAUCUAAAUGCAUACGAAAUAAGUGUACUUUGAAAGCGAGUUCAUGUGUUUGGCUCCUCACGUUCAACGAUACCGGCUACAGUCCACGCAACAACACUUCACAUCCAAAUAGUUUGACUAAUUCAGGCACCAAAACGAGUAUUAGGAGUAGCUACCACAAAACUGCGACCCUCGACUGUCAGACUCUAUUUUUUUCUUAGGCAACACAUACCAAAAAACACAUACCAACUAACAAACAAACCAAAAACAUCAACUCUACGCUACACCCUGCAACAGGAAUCGAAGAACUUGGCCAACUCGAAACGGCUUGGAUUAUAUUGUGGGUCUAAUUGGGCACUGUUAAAAUCCAAGCCAUUUUGGUAAGGUUUUUAAGCAACCCAGAUUACGAUAAUUCCAUGAUAUCCUUUGAUUCUGUUGCCGCGUGUACUUGCUAGUUGAUAACACCAAAUAAUAUAAAUUUAAUAAUAAAUAAAUAUCUAAACAUACACUGUGAAUGACUAAUCUUGCAAACGACAUUACACACACUAUGUAGGGCGAAUUCUGGUUGAUUUUGAAACCACACGUAUUUUACUUUUACAAGACAUUCCCUAACUAGAUUAGGGUACCCAUAAAAAAAAGGAAUGUAUGCCUUUAUUCGCUUGUAAUUGAAUCCGGAGAGGAAUCAACUUACUUUUUAUCUUAUAUCACCUCAUGGCAUCUAAGGAAUUUAAGGGAUCUUUAAAACUAACAGCUAACAACUAACACCUAACACCUAUUUGUGUAUUGUAUUCAAGUGUAUUGUGAAUUGUGUACCAUCUGUGUGGUAAAGUGUUAACUUAACUUUGUAAAUACUAUGCGGUUUACUUUAACGACAAAUCAAAAGCGAUAGGGCGCAGGAAGGCAAAAGGAAACAAUUAAAUACAAGUAUAAUAAAUAUUUUUUUCAAAUA
Molecule: messenger RNA, 3031 nt
Organism: Drosophila teissieri
Lineage: Eukaryota; Metazoa; Arthropoda; Insecta; Diptera; Drosophilidae
Gene: Agpat1
Product: 1-acyl-sn-glycerol-3-phosphate acyltransferase alpha
Exons: 4
Coding region: 510-1550 (346 amino acids)
Biological process (GO): phosphatidic acid biosynthetic process
Cellular component (GO): endoplasmic reticulum; membrane
Molecular function (GO): 1-acylglycerol-3-phosphate O-acyltransferase activity
Source: RefSeq, a predicted model, not a curated record